AUGUAUGGUACGUUAUGGAAAGAAGUUUCAGCUUCAAAUGAGGCUAGUGUUUCAAAUUCUUUAACAUUUCAAGCAAUCUCAGCAACUAGGAAUGUGAAUAACGAUUCAAUUAUAUUAUCUCAAAAUAUAUCAACUACAACUUCAAAAGUAAAAAAUGAGAAGAAAAAUGAAAAUUCAACUACCACUGCUAUAGCUACUAUAGUACCAGUUACUUUUACUACAUCAAAUAACUCGUAUGAAAGAAAUUUGAAUACACCUUUACAAAAAAAUGAUAGCAAUGUCAAAUCUGAAAACUGGGCGAAAUGUAAUAUCAAAUUUGAGAAUGAAUUUGAAAAUAGUAAAAUUGAAGAUAUAUCAGAAAGUGAUGAUGAAUUUGAAAAUUAUUGGAAAAGUAAUGAAUUCGAUAAUGGUACUUCUACUAAAAGAUCAUAUAAAUGUAAAAUUUGUGGUCAAGAUGGGCAUAAUAGACAUGCUGGUGUCGACAACAACAGAGAAAAAAUUAUUCGACAUCGAUUCUUAGAAAAGACUCAUCAUGUAAUGGUGAUGCCACUACCAGUAAAAGACCAUGGAUAUUCGAGACACGUCAUUGGAAUGAUAUUGGGAAUUCCAUUAUUGUUUUUAUUAAUAAUUUGCCCAUUUCUGGAAUUUAUAGAUAUUCAAUAUUCUCAAUAUAUUCCUGGUAAAGCCAAAUUAGGAAAAUUUAUUGUCGAGGCAUGUAUAAUAAGAUGUUUAAACAUGAUGUGUAUGUGGUUAUAUGUUUUAUUCGGUAUUCUAUGGUACGGUGCUGGAAUGCUUGAUUAUUUGCCGAGAAAAGAGGAUAUGACAUGGUACAAUAAAUGGUUUGCCAGUGAAGAAAGUCUGGAAAGUGAAUUUAUAGUUAAUCAAACAGAUAUAGUCGAAUGGGUACAAUCAACAAGAAGAGAAACCUUUGCGAGAUGA
Molecule: messenger RNA, 939 nt
Organism: Cetraspora pellucida
Lineage: Eukaryota; Fungi; Glomeromycota; Glomeromycetes; Diversisporales; Gigasporaceae
Source: the annotation of a GenBank genome assembly